AUACACACUCACCAAUUUAUAUAGCCACUGUUUAUCUCUCUCUGUCACUGUCGGCCAAAAUUUCUUUUUCAUAUGAUCGUGCCACCGCUCACUUCCGCCGCCAUUACUCCAAUCCCCCCCAAAAAUAAAACAUCAUUAUUAUCAUGAUUAUUAUUUUCAUUUCUUUCUGAUUUGAUUCUUCAGCUCAGCUGAUCCUCAUAUUUUCUGUUCCUGAUCAACCAAAAAAAAGGGCACAAUGAAGUGUGAAGAAAGUAAAAAUGAUGAAAAGAUAUGUGACGAUUGCAAAACAUCUAAAACUCCCUUAUGGAGAAACGGCCCUGCUGGGCCUAAGUCGCUUUGUAAUGCAUGUGGAAUCCGAUUUCGAAAGAAGAAAACAACAGUCGAAACAAACAACGACAACAACAUAAAACAGCCGCCGUCACCCGUGUCGUCUUCUUCGUCAUCGACAAACAUCGAUAAAAACAACAACAAAACCGAUUGUGAAGGGUCACCGAUCAAGAAUAAAAAAGGGGGCGAGUUGCGGAUAAAAUUGGUGACAUUUGGUAAAGAAGUAGGGAUGUUACAACGCCAAAGAUCACCAAUGAAAAAGGUUAAAAGGCGAAAAAUGGAUUUUAAGAAUUUUCGGUAUUAUGGUGAAGUUGAACAAGCUGCUUUUCUGUUGAUGUCUUUAUCUUGUGGCUCUGUUUUUGGUUAAUUAAUUAGUGUUAUUACUAUUAUAUCCUUCCCUAUAUCAUGGCUACUACUAUUUUUGCUAAGUGUUUAAAAAUGGAAUCUUAGUGGGUUUUUUUUUAAGUUGUAGAAAUGGUGAUGUUUAGGAUAAGUGGAUCAUGUUGUGGUAGGAUAAGGGAUGGAAUUGUGUAUAUAGAUAUAUAUAUCAAAUGAAUAGAAUAGAAUGAAAUGAAAUGUCCUUUUUGUGCUUUUAAUUUUACAGUUUUUGGAA
Erigeron canadensis is the source of this 940-nucleotide messenger RNA. Its product is annotated as GATA transcription factor 15-like. Bases 236 to 694 code for a protein of 152 amino acids. Gene Ontology annotation, molecular function: sequence-specific DNA binding; zinc ion binding. Gene Ontology annotation, biological process: regulation of DNA-templated transcription. The record is from RefSeq and is a predicted model, not a curated record. The transcript is spliced from 3 exons. Lineage: Eukaryota; Viridiplantae; Streptophyta; Magnoliopsida; Asterales; Asteraceae.